Lolium rigidum is the source of this 1245-nucleotide messenger RNA. Its product is annotated as WRKY transcription factor 23-like. Gene Ontology annotation, molecular function: DNA-binding transcription factor activity; sequence-specific DNA binding. The transcript has 3 exons. Gene Ontology annotation, biological process: regulation of DNA-templated transcription. The record is from RefSeq and is a predicted model, not a curated record. Bases 1 to 1245 code for a protein of 414 amino acids. Lineage: Eukaryota; Viridiplantae; Streptophyta; Magnoliopsida; Poales; Poaceae.
AUGGCGAGCCAUGACCAGCAGCACCACCGCCACUUCUCCGGCGACUUUCAGUUCAACAACGACGACCUGGCCUCGCUCUUCGCGCAGCGGCCCGCCGACGCCAUCUCGUCGCCGAUGCAGAUGAUGCAGCAGCAGCCGUGGUUCUUCCCCGACUACCUGCAGACGCCGCCGCUCGACUUUGGCGCCGACGCGUUCGGCGCGAGGGACGACUUCGGCGACGUGACGGCUGGCGGCGGCGGCGUCGAGGAGGUUGUGAAGAUGGAGCUGCAAGCGGUGGACGUCGCGGGGAUGCCUGGCGGCGGGCCGGGCGGAACGGCGGCGCCGAUGACGCCACACAGCGUGUCGGUUUCCUCGACCUCGAGCGAGGCCUGCGGCGCGGUGGGUGGGGACGAGGAGGGUGCCGGGAAGUGCAAGAAGGAGGAUCAGGGCGAGGGCGACGAGAGCAAGGAGGCCCAGGAGGCGUUGGCGGCGGCGGCCAAUCAGGGAGGAGGUGGUGGGGAUGGAGAGGACAAGAAGAAAGGGGUGGGUGGCAAUGGGAAGGGGAAAGGCGCCAAGGGGGAGAAGCGGCCGCGGCAGCCACGUUUCGCGUUCAUGACCAAGAGCGAGGUUGACCAUCUCGAGGACGGCUACCGCUGGCGCAAGUACGGCCAGAAGGCCGUCAAGAACAGCCCAUUCCCGAGGAGCUACUACCGGUGCACGACGCAGAAGUGUCCGGUGAAGAAGCGGGUGGAGCGGUCGUACCAAGACGCCGCCGUGGUGAUCACCACCUACGAGGGCAAGCACAUCCACCCCAUCCCGGCCACGCUCCGCGGCAGCGCCGCCCACCACCUCCUUUCCGCGCACGCCCACGGCCUCCACUACCCCCACUUCCGGAUGCCCGCGCCGCAGCCGGCUCCCGGCGCAGCCUUCCCUCCCGACGGCGUCUUCGGCAACUUCCUACAGCAGCAGCAGCAGCAGCAAGUCCAAGGCGGCGGGGGGCACCACGCCGCCAUGCAGCAGGCGAUGCAGCAGCAGCAGCUCGCCGCUGCGGAAUCGGCGAUGCGGCAAGUGAACGCGGCAGCGGCGGCCAUGGGCGCGGGUGGCGCGAGCUCGGGGUCUGCUGCUACGGCAGCUGGUGCGCCGCUGCGGAUGGAGCACUUCAUGUCGCAGGACUACGGCCUGCUGCAGGACAUGCUCAUGCCAUCGUCCUUCGUCCACAGCAACGGCACCGCCAACAACAGCCAUAACAACCACAACCGCCGUUGA